Molecule: messenger RNA, 2680 nt
Organism: Gaeumannomyces tritici R3-111a-1
Lineage: Eukaryota; Fungi; Ascomycota; Sordariomycetes; Magnaporthales; Magnaporthaceae
Product: ribose-phosphate pyrophosphokinase 1
Exons: 3
Coding region: 130-1659 (509 amino acids)
Biological process (GO): ribonucleoside monophosphate biosynthetic process; purine nucleotide biosynthetic process; 5-phosphoribose 1-diphosphate biosynthetic process
Cellular component (GO): ribose phosphate diphosphokinase complex; cytoplasm
Molecular function (GO): ribose phosphate diphosphokinase activity; magnesium ion binding
Source: RefSeq, a predicted model, not a curated record
GAAAUCCUUGCACCAUUUCUCGCCUGGAAUGAAAAGAGGGCCCUUGUCGGCUGGUCCGAGCAUAGAUAAAAAGCUCUUUUCUCGCAACCCCUCCCGAAAAAUUCGCCAGGCUCUUCCACUUCCUUCACCAUGCGCAACACUCUCAUCUUCUCGGGCACGUCGUGUCCGGACCUGAGCAGGCGAAUAUGUGAGAGCCUGGGCAUGGCUCCGGCCUCGGCCGAGCUCACCCAAUUCUCAAAUGGCGAAACCAGCGUCCGCAUCCUGACGAGCACCCGUGACAAGGACGUCUUUGUCGUCCAGUCGGGCAGUCCCAGGAUCAACGAUACCAUCAUGGAGCUGCUGAUCAUGAUCUCGGCCUGCAAGGGCGGCUCGGCGAGCAAGAUCACCGCCGUCCUGCCGUACUUCCCCUACAACCGCCAGUCCAAGAAGAAGUCUCACCGCGGCGCCAUCACGGCCAGGAUGCUCGCCAACCUGCUGCACGUGGCUGGAGUUAAGCACGUCAUCACGGUCGAUCUGCACGCCUCGCAGAUGCAGGGCUUCUUCCAGUGCCCGGUCGACAACCUGCACGCCGAGCCGCUCAUCGCACGCUGGAUCCGGCUGAACGUGCCCAACUGGAAGGAGGCCGUCGUCGUCUCCAAGAACGCUGGAGGCACCAAGCGAGUCACGUCCCUAGCCGACGCUCUCAAGUUGAACUUCGGCAUGGUGACGACGGACAAGAAGCGAGGCCACAGUAUGACGGCGAGCAUGAUCCUGAACCACAUGGACGACCCGGAGAUGAUGGCAGCGAUGCUCGAGGCUCGUGGUCGAACCCUGAGGGGCCAGGCCCCGGAGGGUGAAGCUGCAAAACAGCAGAUUGAGAAGAAGCAAGAGUCCAGGUCUCGUGUGGUGGCUGAUUCAAGCGGAUCGCCUAGGAGGGCCUCCCUGAGGACAUCCAACGCAAACACAAAUCGGCGGUCGUCGCGGACAACGCCGCGGCCUUCGGUGGACGCUAGUGUGGACUCUGCCACGGCUCCAGCUGUCGAGGCUACCGGCGAUGUUGCCGACGACGAGGCCGACCAGUUCAACGAUGACCCCUCGGACGAGGUCACGCACGCGCGCCUAGUCCAGGGGCACAUCGUGCCGGACGACUUUCCGUCGCCAGCGACAUCUGCGGCAGAUACCAGCCUGCCAGAAGACGAUCCCAUGAUGAUGUCCCACGCCUCCUCGUUUUUCCAGCCCGAUAACCACGCGCUGGGCGGGCCAGGCGACGCUGGCAGCUCUGACGAGGAAGAGGAUAAGCUUAAGGACCCCAAGAUCGAGCACAUGAUCACCCUCGUCGGCAACGUGCGGAACCGCACCGUCUUCAUCGUCGACGACAUGAUGGACAAGCCGGGCAGCUGGAUCGCCGCCGCCGAGACUGUGGUCAAGAGAGGCGGCGCUGAGAAGGUGUACUGCAUCGCGACCCACGGCGUCUUUGGUGCUGACUGCCUCGAGCAGCUAGAGGCAUGCGAUUGCAUCCACCGCAUAGUCGUCACGGACAGCUACCCGAUCCGCCCCGACAAGGCCAGCCGCGCGAAGAAGCUCGUGGUUCUCGACCUGUCUCAGCUUCUGGCCGAGGCCAUCAGGCGGAACCACCACGGCGAGUCCAUCUCGCCUCUCUUCCAGCACAUUCUCGACUGAAGGGCGUUCUAUAGCCCUUCAGAGAUUCCUUGCACCCGAGUUUUGGCGAGCUCUUUUCAUCUUUACCCAACCACCACAGCGGUAUGUGAAUCGACGACUCUCUGUUGACUCGGCUUUUUUGUGACGAUGUACGACUUUGGCGAAGGUAUGCGUUUUACUUGCUUUCAAAGCUUGGCGUCUAUGGGUAAUGCAGGUGUUUCCUUUUCAAAGGGGAGGACGGUUGGGUCGUCACCAAAACACCAUGAGCUAGACUGUCGACCAAUCAUGCGGAUAGCAUUUUCUUGUUUUGUCAUUCUCAGACACAUCCCUAGCGUUGGCCGGGCUGUUGCAUCGGAUGGCCUGGUUUCCUAUUCUUUAAUACCCUGCAAGGGGCUCACCAACGAUGCUGCCUUCUGGGCAGCAGGGGCUUCAUUCAACCCAGAAGAAGUACCUAACGGAGCGUUGGAAGAACAAAUGGCCCCCUUCCUGGGGCCUCUCGAUUAGCAGAAGGCCUGCUGCUCGGACCCGUCCUCGGACGGUGCAUCCUCUUCCUCACGGUCGAUGGGCAGCGCGCAAGAUAACUUUUCGAACAUGUCAUGGAAUUCAGUCAUGCACGAGUCCUAAGUGAUUAAUAUCUCUUUCUCGUGCUCUCGAUAUCUACUUUGAAUAAUCUAUCUUGGAGGCUGCUCCGGGGUGGCCAGUGCCAUCAUGACUGGAAGCCACCAACAUGUCGGUUACGAAAAAGCCUCAAGCGUGCGGCCCAACUCUAUCCGGUUAGUUCCACGAGUUGCCAUGGCUCGAAUUCUAAAAAAACUGAAACAUGUUCCUUUUCUCUGAAACUUUCUCCUCUUCAAAAACCUCUGCAUUUUCUCUCCCAAAAAUGUCUUCUUCAAUGAUUCCCUUCUGCACGUUCCUACGGCAAAGUCUGGCCUACGCGGUCCAGUUGCCAGUGCCACCUGUAAUCACGGCGUCAAGAAGUCGGUCUACCUCGCUCUUGGUACUGCCCAUGUUGUGGUCGACGUGCAGGGCCGGUGGCACGCGC